AUGGCUUCUUCUGAUGUGCCUCCACAACAUCAAUAUGAGUUCGUAGAUUUGCGAAAUAUCACAGAGGGACGUCACAACAUAAUUGCUGUGGUCAAAUUUUUUAAGCCUCCUCAGAAAACCCGGGGCAGUGGCUUUUCUAUGUUUGUAUCCAUAAGUGAUCCAUCCUUGAAGGGAGACAAAUUCAGUGUCACCGUUAUUAAUAACAAUGUCGAUAAACUACCUCCUAUACAUUCUCCAGGAGACAUUGUAAUAAUGCACCGAUUAAGCGUAUCGACUUUUCGUGGACGAUUGCAAGGCUACGGGUCAGAAAACGCCGGUUUUGCUGUAGCGGUUUUUCCUGGCACAGUGGACUCGUCGCUAGCUCCCUACGAAUCUACUUCCACUUGCACUUUUACUGAUAAGGAUUUGUCUCGAGUGAAGGAACUGCGGACUUGGUAUAAUUCACCCGAAUGUCCCCUUGAAAAGGAGGCUCCACAAUCGCUGAGCCCUUAUAAGGCUCAGGCGGAACAUGAUACGCACAAUCUUUCUCGAAUUCACUCGGUCAAGGUGAACUCAUUUUUCAAUACGGAAGCCCAGGUGGUCGCAAUAUACACUUAUCCAACUGAAGUCACCAACGAUCUCAUCCUCUGUCUAUGGGAUGGUGAGCCUCCCAGGGAUGAUUUAGAUCUGUUUCCUUUCUACAAACUUUCGGACUUGGAGCACCCACCUUCCCAAGAUGGAUUCCAGAUGGAUCCCAGACUUAUCUGCAUAACUAGACAUUCCUUUCUGCCAGAAGUGGGCGAUUGGUCUGUAUGCGUCUUCAUCUUUGACGAACAUGCAGAGUCUGUCAGGUCCCUGAAACCUGGGACCCUUAUACGCCUCCACAACCUCCACUGCACCGCUAAAUGCGAUCCUGAUAAACGCAAAGUGGACAUGCAUGGAGGCGGGCAUCGUUAUGGACGUAGAAUCGAGUUGUUGACAGAGGAAACGGCUUCAGCGGAUUUACUGGAGAGGCUGAGGUUAGGUAGAAUGGCGCGGCAACCGCUAAACGCUGCUUCAUUGUCACAGGACAUGGACUGCCUGCGUAUGCUGACAGCAGCACAAUUUUACGUGGUCUUCAACGGGCACAAUCCCACAGAUCUUGGAGCGGUUGGCGAGUCCUCCUCUUCCUUCCCGGUUCGUAUUCGAUUCUGCGGAUGGGUUGUUGAUGUUGUUCCCUCAAAAUCGGAAAACAUUCUUAAUCACUUUCUUCUUAAGCACAUCUGUGAAUGCGAAUCCACCUCUAGCUUUGACGUUUUACCAGUUUUUCUUUUGGAGUUGGCUGACUUCUCAGGACGUGUGAUUGCGGUGUCCUCGACCUGUGGUGUUGAGGCUUUGAUUGGAGCCCAUUUCCCUUCCUUUCGUGCGUGUUUACGAACCGUCUUCAAAGGUGCAACUGUGGAGGAGCGAGUCAAAGCCGCUGAGGAAAUUAAAGAGGCCUGGACUGCUUGUGUUGGCGGUUGGGUUGAUGCGACACUGCUGGUUUUGCAGAACAGUUGCCAGAGUGAAGCUAAAGUGGUUUAUCUUGAAGGCUGA
Echinococcus granulosus is the source of this 1554-nucleotide messenger RNA. Its product is annotated as Protection of telomeres protein. Gene Ontology annotation, molecular function: G-rich strand telomeric DNA binding; telomerase inhibitor activity. Bases 1 to 1554 code for a protein of 517 amino acids. The transcript has 8 exons. Gene Ontology annotation, biological process: regulation of telomere maintenance via telomerase; telomere capping. NCBI's taxonomy places the organism in Eukaryota, Metazoa, Platyhelminthes, Cestoda, Cyclophyllidea, Taeniidae. The record is from RefSeq and is a predicted model, not a curated record. Gene Ontology annotation, cellular component: chromosome, telomeric region; nuclear telomere cap complex.